AUGUCUGGAAAGAAAUUAGUGCCUAUCAUGAUGAAGUGUACAGUCCAUCCCAAAGUGUAUCUGCUGCAAAAGAACUCCUCUCCAGUGGUGUGCAUUGCAACAGGUUUCUACCCAGCAAUAGUGAAUAUUACCUGGAGGAAAAAUGGACAGGAGCACCAUGAAAAUAUGGAGACAAGAGAAACUUUAAAAAAUAUGGAUGAAACCUUCCAGAAGCGCAUUAGUCUCAGAGUGAAGAAAGAAGAGUGGAAGAGGAACUGUUACACCUGUGUGGUGCAACACAAGAGUUUGAAAAAAGACAUUCAGAAGAUUCAAACAGAGGAUGAGAUCAUUAGCAACCACAUGUGA
Sinocyclocheilus rhinocerous is the source of this 345-nucleotide messenger RNA. Its product is annotated as class II histocompatibility antigen, B-L beta chain-like. The coding region runs from base 1 to 345 and encodes 114 amino acids. The record is from RefSeq and is a predicted model, not a curated record. The transcript has 3 exons. Lineage: Eukaryota; Metazoa; Chordata; Actinopteri; Cypriniformes; Cyprinidae. Gene Ontology annotation, biological process: immune response. Gene Ontology annotation, cellular component: external side of plasma membrane.